UCGCCGCAGCGCUCUUCCCCCUGGUGCAAGGCGGGUGGCCAGGGGCAGCCAGGCGCCAAGGCUCCGGCUCCCUCCGCGGGUGGGGAGCCGGGCUGGGGGGGGGGGCUCGGUGCGCCGCCGCGCGAGCGUCUGGAAACUCCCCCGCCGCCAAGCGCGUCAGGGGCUGGCUUCUCCCAACCAGGCUGCCCCGUGGGCUGCUCCGGGCUCCCUUCAAACAAACAAACAUUUGCCCCAGAGCGAGCGCGGGAGGAGGCAGCCGGCCGCGGGGGCGGGGGCGGGGGCUCGGCGCUUCCCGGCCCGGGAGAGGAAGAGGAGGACGAAGAGGAGGGAAAGCAGCUGCAAUCCUCUCGGCUCCCCUUCCCCUGCCUCGGCGCGGCUCUGCUGAUGCUCGGCUGGUGGGAAGGGCCGGCUGAAGAUCCUUAACUUCCAGUAAUGAUAUCAUGAAGUUUGAUGAAUAUUAGGAGAGGAAAAAGAGAUUUUUAAGAGUAAUGGAAGAGCUUUGCAGCUUUUAUGGUGACCAUCAUGCUGAGUGUCUCUGGCUAGCAUCCAUGCAGGCUGGCUUAGUGCUGUGAUUCACAGGCUCUCCCAUGUGUGAAGACACUGGAUCCUCACUUAUGAAAACCCUUCUACAGCUUCAGAAGGGGAGCACGUUGAUGAGGUAAGGAGACGACAUGGUCUUCUUCCGUCGAUGUAGAAAGAUAGCACAGAUUGUCUGAAAAAGCUGUACUGCACAGUGCAAGCAUGGCUUUCGCCCAGUCGCACAUUAUGGCCGCUAGAAGGCAUCAACACAGUAGACUCAUAAUUGAAGUGGAUGAGUACAGCUCAAACCCCACACAGGCGUUCACGUUCUACAACAUUAACCAGGGACGUUUUCAGCCCCCACAUGUGCAAAUGGUGGAUCCUGUGCCCCAUGAUGCCCCCAAACCUCCAGGAUAUACCCGAUUUGUCUGUAUUUCUGACACUCACUCAAGAACUGAUCCAAUCCAAAUGCCCUAUGGAGAUGUUUUAAUACAUGCUGGUGACUUCACUGAACUGGGACUUCCUAGCGAAGUUAAAAAAUUCAAUGAAUGGUUAGGUAGCCUGCCAUAUGAAUACAAGAUUGUGAUAGCAGGAAAUCAUGAAUUGACCUUUGACCAAGAGUUCAUGGCAGACUUAAUCAAGCAGGACUUUUACUAUUUUCCCUCUGUGUCUAAGCUGAAACCAGAGAGCUAUGAAAAUGUGCAGUCUCUUCUAACAAAUUGCAUCUAUCUUCAAGACUCUGAAGUGACGGUGAGGGGGUUCAGAAUAUAUGGCUCUCCUUGGCAACCUUGGUUUUAUGGCUGGGGCUUUAAUCUUCCACGAGGCCAAGCACUAUUAGAGAAAUGGAACCUUAUUCCAGAUGGAAUAGAUAUUCUUAUAACACAUGGACCACCUCUUGGUUUUCUAGACUGGGUUCCUAAGAAAAUGCAGAGGGUAGGGUGUGUUGAGCUGUUGAACACAGUCCAGAGACGAAUACAGCCAAGGCUUCACGUUUUCGGACAUAUCCAUGAAGGCUAUGGGGUAAUGGCUGAUGGAACUACUACCUAUGUGAAUGCAUCAGUGUGCACAGUGAAUUACCAGCCUCUCAAUCCACCUAUAGUUAUUGACUUACCUACUCCAAGGAACACAUGAUUGUUAUAGGAAUUUAAUGAUGUACCCAUCACACAAGCAGUUUUCUAUUGCUGACUAAGAAACAUGAUAAAGAACUUUUCAAUGAAGAAGCGAAGACCCUUUAUUUUUUUUCUUUUAAUUCUUCACAACCAAAUUUGAGUGAUGAAAAUGAAUGGGAAGCAAAGACAUUUUAGUGCAAAUAUCUGCCAGAAGCUGAUUAAGCAUCAAAUUUAAAAUCUCAGCAUUAAAAUACUUGUGAAUACACAAAAGUGAAUGCAUUUCACAUAUAUAUCGAGUAGGGAGUUGGGAUUUUUUUUUAUCAACCAUAUAUUGAACUUAUUAAAAGUAUAAAGUUUUUUCAAAGGCGUGUUUCUUAAAGAAUGUUUACAGUUUAAACGUGAAUGUUUAGACUAGGAUCUAACCAUUUAAAACAUUUUCCAAUGACUAUUUGGUAAAAAUCAAAUGAUGUUGAUAUUUUUGCUGAAUAAUAUGGCAAAUAUGAAAAGAGUCUACACAAGUACUGCGUUGAACCAGUUAAAAAAAGCCAGUUGUUGUUGCAAAUCCUUCUGAAGUCUGUGCCCUUGCAUGCUUUCAAAGCCAAGGUGGAAGAAGGUCCUAAUCACUGUUCUGUAAUGCAGUCGCAACACAUCUGGCAUUACAGAUGGAAGGGGAAAUGGUGCGUACUGCCAGUGUGUGGUAAACAGCUGAAUGUUCUAGAAAGGAGAUGAUGUUAAAUGCAGUACAAACUCAGGCAUUUGUAAGCUCUGAAAAAUGUCAUUUCCCAUUUUUUUUUAAAAAGUUCCAUGUGGUUUAACAUGAGAGCUGAUCUGUGAUUGGAUUUAAAAUAAAAUAGGAAACCUGUGAUGUUCAGACGUAGUUUUAAAAGGUAGCCUAGCGGGACUGUUCGGUUUAAAGAACUGGGUAAAGGGAUGGACAGCGGUAUCAUAAGGCCACUGCUUUGAAUCUGGCCCAGGUUGAGAAUGAUUAAAAGUCUGAGCUAAUUUAUCCCUGGGUUAAUGCCCCUGACUUUGAUGGAGUUACCCCAAGGAUGAGUUUUAUAGAAUAUCAGGGUUGGAAGGGACCUCAGGAGGUCAUCCCCAAUCCCCUGCACAAAGCAGGACCAACACCAACUAAAUCAUCCCAGCCAGGGCUUUGUCGAGCCUGACUUUAAAAACCUCUAAAAGAGGAGAUUCCACCACCUCCCUAGGUAACGCAUUCCAGUGCUUCACCACCCUCCUAGUGAAAAAGUUUUUCCUAAUAUCCAACCUAAACCUCCCCCACUGCAACUUGAGACCAUUACUCCUUGGCCCUUUACUUUCUAAUAGUUGUUCAGCAGCAUAGGUGAAAUGAGUGGCAAGCUCACUGCAGUUCGUCCAGCACAGGUGUCCACAU
Dermochelys coriacea (leatherback sea turtle) is the source of this 3021-nucleotide messenger RNA. RefSeq names its product metallophosphoesterase domain containing 1 (gene MPPED1). Gene Ontology annotation, molecular function: hydrolase activity. Bases 742 to 1650 code for a protein of 302 amino acids. The transcript is spliced from 9 exons. The record is from RefSeq and is a predicted model, not a curated record. NCBI's taxonomy places the organism in Eukaryota, Metazoa, Chordata, Testudines, Dermochelyidae.